Molecule: messenger RNA, 738 nt
Organism: Penicillium vulpinum
Lineage: Eukaryota; Fungi; Ascomycota; Eurotiomycetes; Eurotiales; Aspergillaceae
Product: TNT domain-containing protein
Exons: 2
Coding region: 1-738 (245 amino acids)
Source: RefSeq, a predicted model, not a curated record
AUGCAUCUCUCAACUAUAAGCGUGCUUCUUUUAGCUGCCCUAACAGAGGCCGCGCCCUUCGUUGCUCCUAACGGACAUAAUAUAAACAAGGAGCCGGAUUACCCCAAAAGAUGCUACCCCAAUCCCUGCAAAGGAGUGACCUACGUGAACGCUACUGCUGUUUGCGGUGACCCACGACUUGGUCCGAAGAACCUCCCUAAAUUCUUCCCUCUCUCCAACCAGGUCGAGACAUACGCCCGCUUUGGCGAGCUCUGCCCAUUUGAGUUCCUUGAGAAAUGGACCCUGAACGCUUCCGAUCCAAAGGGGUACUGGGUCUAUCCAGACAACGAAGGAUUUGCCAUCACAUCCAAAAACGAGUCUAUCCUCGGAAAUUUCACACUCCAAGUGGGUCAGAAGCUUGAUAGAUUUGGCUCUGAGUAUGGAACGUUCCUGGCGCCUCUUGGAGCUCCAUAUAUUGAGCGAUCUCUGCCACCAUCCAAUCUUUUCGCGCCAUCUGACAGCAGCUUCCCGUACAACUACCAUGUCUACGAGGUGGUCAAGGAGUUUGACGUUCUCUUGGGACCCAUUGCGCCUUGGUUUGAGCAGCCUGGGUUUGGGUCGCAGAUUUUGGCUCAGUCCAGAGUGAUGGAUCUGGUGACAGGUGGAUUCUUGAAAAGACUGGAAUUGCAAGAUUAUGAUGAAGCUGAUGAAUACUCUGCGAGCUAUCUGCCUGCUCCCCCCAAGAAAUCUUCCACCUAG